GCUAAAAGACUUCUUACUAGGAAAAACACAAUGAAAAUGACUCCUGACAUAUAGUCUAUCAACAAUUAUUCAUAAGUACCAUAUCUUCACAUACUACAUGGAUUUUAAUUUGGGAGCUGAAAAAUCAUUACUUAUUUGCAUUUAAAGAUGCCUAGACGUGAUGGUGUGACCAGCUUUCUGCAGCCGUCAAUGUCACCUUUUGACCAGCGUGUGGUGUCUAAAUUCCUGAAGAUCAGGCCAAAGAUCCUGGGGGUUUUGGAAAUAUCAGUAGGUAUAACGAUGUUAAUCUUAGCAAUCUGGACAGGAUUUUUAUAUCUCCUCUGGUCAUGUUUAAUUUCUAUUUUAACCGGAUCUGUGACGGUGUCAGCUGCAUGUACACGUAACACAUGUUGGGUCAGAAUCUCACAAUUUCUAAACUGUUUCAAUGCCAUAGCAGCUGCUAUCUCCAUCCCAUUUCACUGUCUUGACAGUGAUGGUGUGACUCUAAUUCUCUUGGUUUUCUGUGAUGCUCUGGUCUUCAUCAUCUCUGUUAUAGUUGCCUCGUCCUCAUGUGACUGCUGUGGGGUGAAGUCAAGAAAUGUUGCAGUCAGUUACAUAAACCAAGAUGUGCCUUAUAUGACUGACAACAAUAUUGUGCAACCAGGCUCUUUUGCAUCUGAUCUGAGCCCUUUAGAGCCUCCACCAAAAUACCAUUCAAGUCCUCUUGCACCUCCACCAAAUUACUGUCCAUAUCCUACACAUCCAGCAAACUACAACCCAAGUUCUUCAGCACCGCCACCAAACGACCAUCCAAGUCCUUCUGCACCUCCACCAAUCUAUGAUCAAAGUCCUUCAGUACCUCCACCAAACUAUGAUGCAAGUCUUUCUUCCCCUCCACUAAGUUAUUACCCAGGUCUUUCUGAACCUCCACCAAGCUACAAUCCAUGUCCUUCUGCACCUUCAGUGAACUAUUAGGUAAUUAAGAGGCCAUUUUUUUUAGCCUGUUUUUACAACAGAGCAUUUUUCAAGCUCCUUACUUUCUGGAUAUAAUUUAUAAUUUCCAAAGACACACUCUUAAAACAAUGUGACAGUUCCAUAUUUUUGUCCCAUUGUUUUUAUAACCUGAAAUUUGAGUUUGGAAUUCUGUUAUAAUCGGCAUGUCACUGAAACUAACAUUAAAGAUUAUAUUGUAUAUAAUAUUGCAAUGUUAAACUCAUUACUAUUUACUAUAAUUAUUAGAUGUUUGUGUGUAAAUACAAUAUAACAUAUUAGUCAUCAUAAAACAUUAUCAAAAAGAGUCUCUGCAAGCUUAUUCAGGUGUUUGGUAUUUUAUGACAUGACCAGUGUUAUAAAAAGAGACAUAAUACUGCAUACUGUAGGCUAUAUUAGGCUACACAUCCCAGAUAUUUCAGAAACAUCCAUCCAUUUUCCAAACCUCUUGAUGAGUCAUGAGGAUGCUGGAAAUACUCAAAUGUUUCACAGAAAAACUGUGAGGUUCAGGUAACACCAGUCUUAAACAUUUUAAAAUAUAGCCCACAUAUUGAUCUGGAGUAUCUCCUGGAUUUAGUAUGUAAAUCAUAUUGGAUGCAGUUGUUUUUUACAGAUAGGCUAUGUUAAAUAUUGAAGUUUGGAAUGGCUGUGUUUACAAAAGUUAAUUAAACUGACACUGUAUCUUUACUUUGAGCAUUCGGAAACAAAGCCUCUUUUCAACUGUAUUGUGUGUAUAUAUGAUUAAAUUGGAAUGUUGGAAACACUUUUUUUUUUUUGCUGCGUGUCAUGUGAGAGAAACUGCGGUACCGGGUGGAGUUUAGUAAACACACAUGGAUGGAUAGAGGAGGCCUUCUUGCUGUGAGGCGACAGAGCCGCUGAUCACUGCCACCAAUUGCAGCAGAAACAUGCAUAAACAGUAAGCUACCAUGGGAGGUGGAGUCUCAUAAACAGCUUCUUUCCUAGAUUAGGCUACAACUUGAAAAGAAAUAGAAAAUGAAAAUGACAAGACCUAAGAGCAACAUAAAGGUAAAGUAAUCUCUUGAUAUAUUAAUUAUUUUCCUCAGAUUGUAAAACAAAUCUUUCAUAGUCCUACUGCUAAUCUGAAUACUCACAAAGUUGGAGGAAGAUACUAGCCUAUAAUUUAAUGUGAAUUUUGUGGAAUAAAAAUUUAAUUACUAAUACAACCUUAGUUUAGAUCUUUAGAUCGUAUGCAUUGUGACUGGCAGAUCAAACAAACAUGAUCUUUCCAAGCUUUGUAUUAGAAAAAAGUGGCGUCGCUUGUCCCCCUAUUUAUUACAAUUAUAUAGCGAUAGAGAGAGCUUUCCAUGUAGGACCUGAGCAACAUAAAUCAAGUAAAUCCAGUUUUUCAGCUCUAGUGUAAACAGUUACAGUUGGUUUCUUUUGUGUUUGAUUUCUCUGUGGCUGACAGUAAAGAGAAAAUCAUGUUAUUAACAGCUGAAAGAUUAAAAAAUAAAAAUGUAUAGGCCUGUUUGUAAAGUACUUGUUAAGUAAAUGAAAUCUAACUAAAUUCCCAUCCCAAUCCAAACUCAUAUUUCUCUCAGUGCAUCUAAAGAUGUCUAAACCUCUUCAGGUGCCAGCAUCACCUUUUGACCAGUAUGUGAUGUCCAAAUUCCUGCAGAUCAGACCACAGGUCCUCAGGGGUUUUGAGAUAGUACUAAGCAUAGUGGUGUUUGCCUUAACAAUCUGGGAAGGAUUAUUUUACAUUUUGUGGGCUUCUAUCUUUUCAUUUUUAAUCGGAUCUUUGACGGUGUUAGCUGCACACAAACGUACCAUACCAUGGAUCAGAACCUCACAAUCUCUAAACUACCUCAGUGUCAUAACAUCUAUUUUCUCUCUCCCAUUUCAUGGGUUUGCAAAUGAUGGUGUGACUCUCAUUGUAUUGAUGGUCUGUGAUGCUCUGGUCGUCGUCUUCUCCAUUACUGUUGCCUCAACUUCCUGCUGCAGGCCGAAGCGAAGACCAGUUCAAAGGCAAUACAGAGCUAGGGUUUAUCACAUGAACAGUCCUCUACCUGUUGUGACUGUCAACAAUAUUGUGUAUGUGACUCAAUCAAACUCUGCUGCAACACCAACAAUCUUCAGUUCAGUUCAGUAUGGGCAGCCAUCAGAAUAUGGACCAGCCUUUUCCAGAUGACCCUAGGACUGAAGGACAGAAGAUGAUUGGGAUCCCAGCCAAAUUAUGAACUUAAUAGUUAAUUUAUAUUAUAUUAUACUUUUUUUUUUAUAUCUGUGGUAUUAUGCUAGUACUUACAUUAAAUGUAAAUGAGAAUGAAAUGUAAAAUACUUUUUUUACUGCUCAUGCAAAAUAUUCUGGUUUAAAAUCUCACAGUUUAACAUGUUGAGAUUGGGAGGAGCAUGUUUAUAUAACUUGUCCGUAGACUUCCAUUGUAG
This is a messenger RNA of Cyprinus carpio (common carp), 3378 nucleotides long. RefSeq lists its product as uncharacterized. The record is from RefSeq and is a predicted model, not a curated record. Lineage: Eukaryota; Metazoa; Chordata; Actinopteri; Cypriniformes; Cyprinidae. The transcript has 13 exons. The coding region runs from base 148 to 954 and encodes 268 amino acids.